UUGGUCCCUAUCCUCCCUUAUUUGACUCUUUAGGGUUUACAGAGUAAACCAGCGGCUUUUCAGAGUUACUCCAAGAACAAGAAUUUCAGGGUUUUAGCGACCAAAAACCUCCAUGGAUCCUUCAUCUCUAGAAAACCCCGAGCUGGUUCAGUUCAUUAACCAAGAGAAGGAAAGAGCUAUGCUGAAUGAGAUGGUGGCUAAGCUUACAAAUGUGUGUUGGGACAAAUGCAUUACCGGCACACCUGGGAGCAAGUUCAGCUCAAGUGAACAAAGUUGCCUUUCAAACUGUGCUCGCCGCUACUUGGACAUGAGUGUCAUAAUCAUGAAGCGUUUUCAGAAUAUGCACUGAAUUUCUCAGAAUUUUUUUAUAUGCUAUUUCAUUUACAAGAUCUAGGUAUUUUUGGCCUAUGACAUAAGAUAAACAAGUUGGAACUGUUUUGUAACUCCGAAGCAUAUAAUUCAUCACUUUUUUGGUACUA
Ziziphus jujuba (common jujube) is the source of this 479-nucleotide messenger RNA. RefSeq names its product mitochondrial import inner membrane translocase subunit TIM8. Lineage: Eukaryota; Viridiplantae; Streptophyta; Magnoliopsida; Rosales; Rhamnaceae. The coding region runs from base 113 to 349 and encodes 78 amino acids. The record is from RefSeq and is a predicted model, not a curated record. The transcript has 2 exons.